Cryptomeria japonica (Japanese cedar) is the source of this 1241-nucleotide messenger RNA. RefSeq names its product GDSL esterase/lipase At4g10955. Gene Ontology annotation, biological process: lipid metabolic process. NCBI's taxonomy places the organism in Eukaryota, Viridiplantae, Streptophyta, Pinopsida, Cupressales, Cupressaceae. The coding region runs from base 75 to 1154 and encodes 359 amino acids. The transcript is spliced from 2 exons. The record is from RefSeq and is a predicted model, not a curated record.
GAUUCCCAAUUAAAGUGCAUAAAUUUGAAAUUAAUACCACCGAAGCUCCACUGAACAUACAUCGUCAGUUGGGAAUGGCAAGAGAGCGAGACACCUUCCAGCUUUCGGGCCCUUGCUAUCUUACACACGUCGACUGGUCCGAUCCAGGUCACCGGCGAUGCAUAGCCGCCAGUUUAGUCCAGGGCGUGUACGUGCAAGAACAGGAAAGACAGGAUCGCAGGCCCAAGCAUGAAACUCACGCGGAAAUGUGGUGGAGCUUCUUCAGCUUCAAGCUCCUCCACCCUCUGCUCGAUCGAUCCGACGGAUCCAUUUUCGGCGCCGUUUAUAAAUGGAGCAAAAAGGCGGCGGGCGUGAGAUUUCAGCCGCCGGGCGUGCCCAAAAUAGUGGUGGCCUUGCGAGGAACAGUUGCGAAAGCAGAGUCUGUGGUCAGAGAUCUCCGGCUGGACUUCAACAUUUUCACUAAUGAACUCCACAGAAGCUGCCGUUUUCACUGCACACUAGACGCCGUGAAAGCAAGCGUUCACAAGCAUGGAAGUGAGAGCGUGUGGAUCGCCGGGCAUUCUCUCGGCGCUGCCAUGGGUAUGUUAGCGGGACGGAAAAUGGCAGAGGAAGAGCAGCAGUUUUUACAGACCCAUCUCUUCAAUCCACCCUUCAUUUUGCCGCCGGUGGAAAGGAUUAAGAAUGAGAAAAUCAAAAGCGGGUUUCACAUUGCGCGAAGCCUGGUCACGGCCGGGCUGUCAAUGACGCUGCUGGACAGCCGUGCCCGAGCUGAAUCUCAGAAAACGUUUUCUGCUCUGCGAUUGUGGGUUCCUUGUUUGUAUGUGAAUCGGCAGGAUUAUGUGAGCUCGGGUUAUGUGGGCUAUUUUGCUAACCAGCAGGUGAUGCAUGAAAUGGGGGCUGGCGGUAUUGCUGAACUGGCCGCACGGCACUCUAUCAGUGAGAUGCUUUUGUCGGCAUUUGGGAAGAAGUCCAAGGCAGGGCAUUUGAUACCAUGUGCGAGGCUUAUUAUCAAUCUGAGCGCUUCGGCGGAUUUUAAGACGGCCCAUGGUAUUCAUCAGUGGUGGGCUGCUGAUAUCAAAAUUCAAUGCACAGAAUACAGGCUUGUUCCGGCAGAACACCCCAAAACUGCUUUUCAUCUGCAAGCACAUAUUUAACGUCUUGUGGUUUUUUUUUGCCCAUCUGUACCAUGAGUAUUAUUUCUUUUCUUUCUGAUGAUAAUGGAAUUGAGUCUUUUUCAUCCA